AUGCCACCAAAUUUGGAAGACUGGAGAUUUGACGAUAAUCAAACAAUAGAUUCUUUCAAUGAGAGUUUCUAUCGUAAUCAGAAUCACUCGGCGAAUUCGUCGGUUCUAAAUCCGUCGCCGUCACCUCGCGGUGAUGCGAAACGACUGUCAGGAGAACAUUUGGCUGUUGCCGCUCAAGUACCUGAAAUUUUCAAAAAGCUCAAUGAAACCAAUAUAAUGUCACCUUCCAUCAACAACAAUACUGCUCCGAACAAAUUGCGUGUGUUAAUCGUGAAAGCAAACCAUUUAGGAAGAGGACCAUCCGCACCGGAUGUUCAGCAGCCAUUUGUUGUCAUAGAAAUGGAUGAACCAGCUCAGAAGUUCACUACCACGAAAGGGAUCAAUGCGUGUCCUUACUGGGAAGAAAACUAUGAUUUCGAUAUAACACCAGCUUCAGAAGAAAUCCUUUUCGAAGUGUACGAUGCAAGCCUGAAAAACACGGGCGAUGAUGAUAACAACUUCUUAGGACUUGCAAUAGUGAAUCUCGAAGAGAUCAGAAAAAGUGGCGAGCACGUUCACAACUUGAAAUUGCAAGGAAGGCCAUAUCGGAAAGAUGAAGUGACUGGUGAACUUACAGUACAGUUCGAUUACUACUACGAUCCGAAGAGUCUGACUCCGGGCAAAGUAGUCGAUACGGUGAGAAUCCGAAACAGUGCUGGAAGCGAGUUUCGAGAGACGGUAACCAGUCAAAGGCGAGCUAUUUACGAUCCCCAUGAUAACUUUGACUCCAUCGAUAUAACACCGAGGAAAACCACGACAGUAGUAGUUAAGACUGUCUCACAGCAGCUGAAGGAUAAACCAGCUAUACAAUCCGUUCACGGCUCCAUGGAGAAUGCUGUUGAUCCGCAAACUCACCAAAUCCUCGAUCAGCAGUUCCGCAAUGAUGGAAAAAUGGCUCAGAUUGGGGUAAAGUCGGUCACAGUUCUUUUCAUGACUACGUUUCCUCCUUCAAAUCUUGAGUUCAAGGCGCAAAUUACGAUGGAAAGGCCCAUUAGAAAUAGAGUUGGUCAGUGA
Ostertagia ostertagi is the source of this 1053-nucleotide messenger RNA. NCBI's taxonomy places the organism in Eukaryota, Metazoa, Nematoda, Chromadorea, Rhabditida, Trichostrongylidae. The record is from the annotation of a GenBank genome assembly.